AUGGCCGUGUACAAAGCAACGCAUGGGUGGACAAACAUCCUUUCAAUAUUAUUAAGAGCUUUAUCGAUAUCCGAGGAUUAAAACUAUAUUGCAGUGUACGGGUCAUGUUUGAUCGUGUAUGUGUGUUUAACUUGUGUUGUGCUUAAAUAUACCAGCUAUUGAAGUGUGUCUGUGUUUACCCUUUUCAAGGGUAAAUUUGUACGUUCGCCUACUUCAACGAUAUAAAGUGAUACACAUGAAUAGGAAAAUAAACUAGGACACAUUGCAGUGAAAAUCGAAAUUAUUGGAUACUGGUAUAAGCAGCCAUGAAAAAAUCAUAUCCCGCCCCGUCCAAGGCGCCUGGUUUUCAACAGGUUCAACGAAUGUUUAUUUUCAACCGCUUGCACAAUUUCCGGAAGUGUAUUAUGUUGUGUGUAAUACUGUUGAUCGCCAUGGUGAUUUACACAUUUCCUUAUAAAUCAUUGAUAAAGAUCAGAGAGCCUGGACUUGCGAUCCAGUACAGACCGUGUAAAAUUCAUGACCUUGACCCUUGGGACAAGGUCAUGGCGUACUACUUAAAAGACCCACCGCCCGCGUAUUGCGAAAAGGCUGGAAACUCCUUAAUGUUUGUGGAUGACAACGGAAUGUUGAGGUAUAAUGAUUCCGCCAUCAAAUUGUAUUCACUGACGUCACUGACAUGCGUGUACCACGUGAUAACACGUAAGACUGACGAUUUUAGCAUUUCAGUAGGAGCUGCCGUUGAAUUCAUACCCCCAGUAUUCAUCGAAGCCCGUGUGUUCAAGGUUGUCUGUCAUGAUUCCAGUUCUGUUAAGGUUUAUGACUUCGUUCACGCGAAUGUUGUUUGGAUAGAAUCCGUGGAGCGACAGAAAGAAAUAAAGCGCGAAUCAGACAAUGAGUACAGUAUAAUUUAUUUUGGUCUGGAUUCAGCUUCGCGAUCACACGCCAUCCGAAAAUUACCUAAAUCGAUCAAAUAUUUGACGGAAACGCUAGGAGCGUACGAUUUCAAAGGUUUCAUGAAGGUUGCGCUCAAUUCUUUUCCAAAUAUGAUCCCAUUGUUAACGGGGACCCAAGACAGUGGCUAUCACAAAGAGAACAUUCUUAAAAUGCACCUUGAUGGAAUCCCGUUUAUUUGGAAGGAGCCGGAAAUGACGUCAUACGCUUCACUGUACGCAGAAGACAGACCGGAUAUUUCUACUUUUAACUACCUCCACUCCGGUUUCAGAGACUCUCCCGUAGAUUACUACUUUCGUGUUUUCGCACUUGGAAUGCACACUAUUGAACCGACAAUAAUGAAACCCCUGGGAAAAUCCGACUGGUGGUGCUAUGGCAACAAACAUCACUAUUUAGUGCAGAUCGAUUACUUGAAGCAGUUUUUAACCAAAUACAGUGGCCGGAAGCGUUUUGCUUUCUUUUGGAACAAUCAAAUAGGCCAUGAAACGUUUACGUCUCUUGGAAAUGGAGACCAGCCUUUGUAUGAGUUUUUGCAGUGGAUGAAAAGUCAAGGUCAUUUAAAUAGGUCAAUCGUGAUUAUCGGAAGUGACCAUGGUUUCCGGCUCGGGGGAGCAAGUACCACAUACACAGGUAGACUCGAAAACAAUAUGCCUAUGAUGAUGGUGUAUUUACCAGAUUCUCUAAAAAAGAAGUUUCCGUGGAUACCGGAAAAUAUGAAACAAAACACUGAUAAACUAAUAUCACCUUUUGAUAUAUACGCUACUAUGCUUGAUAUUAUUAAAGGUAAUUAUGAAGAAACUCUUUGCAAAGAAGUAUCCCGGGAAUUAACGCACCGAAGUUUAUUCGGAAAAAUUCCAAAGUCUCGGUCAUGCGCUGAUGCGGGUAUUGGCGAACAGUACUGUUCUUGCUAUGAUGCGCAAACAGCCUCGGUUUCGAACCCACUGGUGCAUAAAAUAGGCGCAAAAAUUGUGUCACAUAUCAAUGCAAUGUUAAGUAACCACAAAUCAGUGUGCAGAACUUUAGAGUUAAAAAAUAUUACGGAGGUCAAGGUCAUAUAUGCUGCUGAAGGUGACUGGGACAAUGAACCUAUUCACAGGAAACCUGGGUUUUUUAAACGGUUACUAGGCGACACAGAGACCGACGAAUCGGGUCGCUACACAUUAAUGCUUUACACAAGCCCCAACGAGGGUCUUAUAGAGGGAAUGGUCGACUACGAAAAGAAGGCAACAACCGGUGAGAAGUAUACAAAGACGAUCGGUGAGAAGAAUAAAAUGACGGUGAUAGGGAAUCCAGUCCGCUCUAACAGAUAUGGGAACCAGUCUCAUUGUAUUGACGACCCCACGCUCCGACAAUAUUGCCUGUGCUUCGAUAUACCUUUGUAAAUAUUAAGUGUACCUAUAGUGUGCUUCACCAAUGGAUCUAUGUAUAAUUUUGUUGUUUAUACUCUGCCUCACAAUGAAGCUCUGUACAUUUGCUAUGAAAUGUUUACUAUUCAUCACCAAAAUUACUUUUUUACAAGCUUUAUUAAUACAGUAAUAUUAUUCAGA
Molecule: messenger RNA, 2498 nt
Organism: Dreissena polymorpha
Lineage: Eukaryota; Metazoa; Mollusca; Bivalvia; Myida; Dreissenidae
Exons: 2
Coding region: 306-2333 (675 amino acids)
Source: RefSeq, a predicted model, not a curated record